Messenger RNA from Mizuhopecten yessoensis (Yesso scallop), 5110 nucleotides. RefSeq names its product UPF0472 protein C16orf72-like. The record is from RefSeq and is a predicted model, not a curated record. NCBI's taxonomy places the organism in Eukaryota, Metazoa, Mollusca, Bivalvia, Pectinida, Pectinidae. The coding region runs from base 131 to 931 and encodes 266 amino acids. The transcript has 4 exons.
UCAAACCAAUACUUCCGUCGUACGGUGAUAGGAAAGUUUAGCAGUUGUGCAAAAAAAAGAGGGAUUAUUCAUGCUGAUGUGUGGUUUAUAUUCACCUUUGUUGCUUUAACUUUGAUACUUAGUAUUCAAUAUGGCCCACGAAGAAGAUAAUGGCGCCGAACAAUCAUCAGAACAUUGGUUUAAUAGCUUUGAAGAGGAGUGUUUGGAAGAACUCGAUGUAGAACCCAAUAUGGCGGAAACCCUUCAAGCACAGAGGGAAUACGCAACACAAAAACUUUUUUUUCACUUCCAAAAUUCUGCAACUUCUAUAGCACAAUUAUACAAAGAUCGACACAGUGGGCUUUCAUUGUUUAUACCCUUUCAGAAUGCUGCUGCAUCUGUAACUAGUCUAUAUAAAGAUAGUGUAGAUUCCUUAAGACGAUGUGUAGAUGUUGGUGUUCAAAGAGGUAGACAGCACAGAACAAAGGACAUUGUUGCAUGGGCAAAGAAGAAGCGAAGGCAUAUACGUAGAGAAGACUUGCUUGCCUUUCUUUGUGGAAAGUCUCCUCCCACUAGAAAUCGUUUGUCUGGUCCACUAGUUCGCCAUACCUCCUCUUCCCGACUUAGUGGCUUGGAGAGGUCUCAUUCCCCACGGGUACCUGGCACAGAAGGAUGUGAGCCACCAGCAGAGCCAGAUCUACAAGCAUUUAGAGAAGCCAUUGCCAUUCAAGGACUAAAUGGUGCAAUGUCAAACAUCAGUGUGGACUACAAUAGACCUCAUGGUACACCUAGUACACAACUGCCUCGAAAUAACAAUAUGGAGGAACUGAAUCGCUUUAUAAUGGAUGAAAUUUCCCAAAAUUACGAUUCUUCACGAAAGAGGACAUCCUCUCCUGAUGUGCUAAUGGACUCGCCAUCCCGUAAAAGGAGUCGAUUCAGCUGGAGGGAUUAAGUGGGGGAAAAUGCGCAAUUUCCAAUUUAAAGGAAACUCAUUAGCAGAUAAUCUAUUUAGAAACACAACUACUGUACUGUGAAUGGGGAUGUAUCAUUUCAUCAAAACAUUAAAUGACUUGUCUAUGUUAUUUUUUUCUAUGCUGAAUUAAAUUCAUCCUGUCUAUUUACUAUGAAGCACCAUUCAAUUUUCAGUCAAAUUUCCUGAUAAAUUUUGAUACAUGAUAUUCUUUUUCUUUUAAUAUCUUAAACAUUCUUUGAAUACUCUAAGCAAUUUUGUAAUAACAUUUGGGUCAUUUAAGACUUGUUGCCAAAAACUUUUCAAAUCUACUCUCACUAUUUUUUUUAAAGCAGUUUAAGCAUAAUUACUGAACCAUUAUAAAGGCUUUUUUGAUACAGUCUAGAGGGAAAAAAUAUUUUUUACUCAAACAAGUGACUUUAAGUAAAAAUCAUUGAACCUUGACAUUGUCAUGAGUUUAUGGGGAAAGGAAUCCAUAUCUGUAGCUGAAACUGAUUUAAAAAUAUUUUAUCUUUUGUAUAACAAGGGUUUUCACCAUGUUUUCACAACCGAUUUUAAGUUUUUAGAAGUAACUUGUUUUCAGUCUAAAUGUGGCAUAUUAAUUAAGUCAGAUGUGAUUUUAUAUAUGCCUCAAUCAGUUGGAACUGAAAGAAAAUUAUCAAGAUUUUUUUUUAUUUCACUUUAGAAUAUUUUCGUCCUACCAUUAUGACACACCUUUAUAGAUUAACACUUGAAGAUAUUGUGUUACCUAGAUUAACAGUCAGUCAUCGCCCACAGUCAAAUAUCUCUCAAAAUAAUUUGUUGUUUUGCUUUGUGAGUGAAAUGUUUGCAGGUACAUACAGAUUUCAUUUUAAUAAUAUAUAUCCCCAUUCCCAUUCACAUUUAAACCUACACAAUGUAAGGUUGAGUUUGUUAGGAGGAGAGAAUAAUAAUGUCUGUGAUGUAUAUUUUAUUCUGUAUGUAACGCACAGCUAGUGUUCCUUUAUACAGAGUCUGCCAAAUAUACCGUUUGAUUUGUAUUGCUGCAUAUAAAGAAAGAGCUAAAAAGUCUUUAAAUUUUUUACGUAUAUAUAUAUUUAACUCUGUAUAGGAAAAGAUUGUACCAUGGGUUUACUGUGUAAACAUAAUCACAUUAGAUUGGUGCCACUGAUGUGGCUUGUCCUCCGUACUGAGGUGAAAGAUCGGAUUGCAUGCAACUGUGUGUGUGUGCGUGUUUUGUUUUACGUGAUAUAUCUGAUGUAGUAAAGCUGGUCAGACAUGUUGUUAUGGAAUUCCAUUUCUGAGUGUUAUAUCUUUAAAUACAUUGUAAUUAUCUGUUGUAAGUCAUUGUUAUAAAAUAUGUGGAUGAAAUAAAAUAACAGUAAUAUCAUUGAAUUUUAGCAUGUUUACAACUUUGAAUUCUGAUGGUGUAGAGUUAACAUUAUUAUCUCCCAUCCAGAAGCACUUUUUAUGAUAAUUGUUUCUGGGUUAAUUCUCCUGGGAUGAAGGUUCAAAGAGAUUGACUAUGACAGUUGUUAUGGCUGGAGAUACAGGUAUAUUUUUUUUACCUGGUACUUGUCAGUUUAACUCCAUGUACAUUGAUUUCCAUGUAAUUUAAUUUGUAUAGUCUUCUGAUUCUUCAACAGAAUAGGUGAUUGUCUCUUCCUAAUUUUGAUUUUUUUCUUCUUCAGGAUGAAUUAAUGAUGCAGUGUAUUUAUAAUUAGUGACCGUAAAACAAGCAAAUAAUGUUUUCAGCACUUUCAUUUUAUGGUUUUAAGAUAAAAUACAGACUUCAUGUAUCCAAAAUUUAGUACUAAGUUUUGUCUUGAGAAUGUUAUUGACUCGAUAAAGAUCAGUUAAUUUUAAUAUCUUUCCCCCCAUUCUGUGCAUGUGCAUAUUUGUAAAAUAUUUAUGUGUUUUAUUCAGUAAAAGGUUUUUUUGUUGAUUCUUACUUGCAUAAUAUGUACCUCUUUAGUUUAUUCAGUUUGAUGGAAUAGAACAGGCAAGCAAAAUAUUUUGAUACUGAACAUCAUUUUUCAUUGUCAAAAUGAACGAAAUGAAGAGGGAUCUUUAUUGCCACAGGAAAGUCAGCUUUUUGUUUAAACAGUCUACACACACAAAACACAAACUUUUGGUUUUAGCUAAGGUUUUCAUGGUGGUCUGUCCAUGCAGGUUUUAUAUCGGGGCCAGUCAAGAUUUGCAAUUAUUUUAAAAUCUGCCUGCAUCUGGUAUUGUACAGAAUUUUAAGAAAUCAUUUUGGUACCAAAUUUAUGUCAAAAAAGCUGCGCAUGAACAGUUUGAUCCUGCAUGCCAUCAAUUUUAGACAUGCACUUUUCAAAAUUGAAUUAAACGAAAGAAAAUAUUAUUAUAAGAAUUAAUAGUAUCGUUAUUAUCGUGUAUAUUUUUAUCUGGUCGUGCACAGUGAUAGUGUAAACACUCCUCUAUUGAGGUAGAUUUACUCCGAUAUGAUUAUCUGUAGGUUUCUUUAAAAUAGAAUAAAAACAUAAACUUUAAUAUAUUGAAUAAUUGAUAAUAAUAUAUAAAAAAUGCUAAGAAAUAUAUGCAAUUGACAAGGACAAUUUUGUGCAAAAGAGAUCUUUGAAAAAUACCCUUGUUGGCUAAACUUAAAAAAUUACAAAAACUUAACAAAAAUUGAAAUAUCCGAAAUAGCUUCACCCACAAUUCUUGUAAGUGGGUUUGUACUUUACAACAUAUUAUAUUAUUUACAAAUGUUUCUAGGCAAUUCUGAUUUGUGUUAGCAGAUGAUGUGUUACUCAAUGGAAUACUGUUCAUCACUAUAUUUUUUGCACCUUACUUGACAACUUGGUCCGAAUGUUUUAUUUGCAGACACUGGAAAUUGUGAUUGAGCGGAUCGUAUUUCAGUUGUGAUAGUUAUUAAUCUAUCGAAUAAAUAUUUGCAGAAGUUUAAAAAUUUCAAAAAAAAAAUGUAACCUACAAGUCUCCUCACAAACUAACUGGAAAAUAGUCUCGUGAAAAGCAAUUGAUUUUACAUUUUUGAGGGUGACUAUUCUGAGGACUCGUAAGUUCAGAUGGCAUUAAGUAAAAGCACACAAAAUGAAAUAUUGGUUUCGUCAUUAAAGGUUUCUAUUUCUUCAAUCCAAGCUAUACCACUGUAAAGCAAUUAUCUCGAGACAUGUACUUACUUUGUACUUUCCUUACCUUAUAAGGAGAAACAAUUACAACUGGAAAAAAAAUCUUGAUAAUAUCUAUUGAGCAGAUCAAAAUAUUUAUUCUUAUUCAUUCUGCUUAUUUACAUUCUUGUGAAUUAUACCUUUGAAGCACAGUUGUGGAAGAUAAGUAUUCAAGGAAGUUGAUAAGGGUCUUCAAUCCAUCGCAUCUUAAAUAUUUGUUUAUAUUUUCACUUCAGCAUCUCCAUCCCAAGUCCAACAUCUUUUCUUCUCAAGGUUUGAGCAAGUUCUUUAAACUCAAUUAAUUUUGAUAAAAAUAUUGUAAUUAUAGGAAAAUUCUUUGGUAUUUGAGACAUUGUUGGUAUAUGCUAACUGAUGAAAUAGUCGUUUCUGAUUAACAUGAAAGUUAAAGAUAACUUUAUUUGUUGGAAUGGCUUCAAUGUCGUGAGGUACUAGGAGAAAUGCGAGAUAACAUAUGUGCAAGUUAAUUCUAGAUUAUUCAAGUAUGAGUUAUUUAUUUAAAAAAUUGCUGACUUGCAUCAUUGAUUUACUACAAGGCUUUUUGUGUGUGUUGUUUUUAAAUUGCUACAGAGGUGAAGUGUAGUAUACGGUAUUCACAACACUGGCUAUAUUAUAUUGUUAGUUUGUUUGGUUAACAUGAGCAUCAGGCAGAUAGUAUAAGGUAAAGAAAGGUGUGUGAUGGUGAAUGAAAGAAAGAAGAAGGCUAAGGAAGGACUGUGUGAUGGUGAAUGAAAGAAAGAAGAAGGCUAAAGAAGGACUGUGUGAUGGUGAAUGAGGACUAAAGGAAAAGUAUGGACUCUUUGUGAAUGGAGUAUAAUUGUUUGUUUAUUUAGUAAACAUGAUCAGUUCUGUUUUGUACUGAACAGGCUAUGUUUAUGGUGUAAAUGAUCUUAGGUUAUCAUUGGGUUCAGAGUAAGAUAUUAUUUUGGUUGGAGAUGAGUACCCUCUGUGUAUUCAUUCAUGAAAGGAUACAUAAACUGUAUUCUGUGGUAAUAAAUGAUUGUAGAUGUCA